Molecule: messenger RNA, 1930 nt
Organism: Rhagoletis zephyria (snowberry fruit fly)
Lineage: Eukaryota; Metazoa; Arthropoda; Insecta; Diptera; Tephritidae
Product: phosphoserine phosphatase-like
Biological process (GO): L-serine biosynthetic process; dephosphorylation
Cellular component (GO): cytoplasm
Molecular function (GO): magnesium ion binding; L-phosphoserine phosphatase activity
Source: RefSeq, a predicted model, not a curated record
UGAAAUUGUAUAGUGCGUGGUAACUUCGUUUUUGUAGAGUUGUUGUUCUAUCGGCAACACUAAAAAUCAGCUGUUUUUGGAAGGUUAUUUGACAUUGGAAUUUUCCACUGGAACUUAAUGGAAUACUUAAAUUUUAGAGAUCUCGCUCAUUUUUUGUUUAUAAGCUGGACAAAGUGCGGAUGUUGUUUUACUUAUUUCUGUGCUUUCUCAAAACAAACACGGCUGGCUAAAGUGGAAUAUUUUGGUAACGAGAAAAAAUUGGAAGGAAAUAAAAAAGAAUUGCCGCUAAACAAACAACAUUCGAUAAUAAAAAAGAAAGCUUCAGCGUGGCGUGAUUUUCAAUCUCAAGAGAAAUAGGCUUGCCUACAAUUUACAUCAUCCAGUUGCACUUGUGCAUUGAAAAUAGAAUCAUCGUAAGCAGCAUUCGUAAACAAGAUAGCCGUUGCGUCAGUAGCUUGCAAUUAUUUGUCUUUUUAUUAAUUUAACAAGCACAAUUUGAAUAACAAUGAAUCGUGUGGCUAUGGGAUCGGUGCGUGUGGCAAGAAGCGGGAAUCUCUUAAAUGACGCAUACGUCGCUGCACCACAAUCUGCUAUGGCAACGAGUAAUGUAAAUGUUUCGCACAACAAUAACAAUCAGUUAAACUUAUCUACGAAAGCUCCUCUAAUAAAUAGAAACUUGACACCGGUUGCUGACACCGAUGCAUUGAAAACAAGCAAAAAUCCCCAACUAGCCGCCGAGAUAGUUAAACAAUCGAACGUAGUCUGCUUUGAUGUAGACUCAACAGUUAUAUGCGAAGAAGGCAUCGACGAACUUGCAGAUUUUUGUGGAAAGGGUUCGGAAGUAGCACGGGUAACAAAAGAAGCUAUGGGCGGGGCAAUGACAUUCCAAGAUGCCCUAAAUAUUAGGCUUAACAUUAUAAAACCAAGUCAAAAACAGAUCAUCGACUUUCUGAAACAGCGUCCUCACACCUUAACGAAAAAUAUUCGAUCUCUAGUGGAUAAAUUCAAGUCAGAAGGGAAAGAAAUCUAUUUAAUUUCAGGAGGUUUUCAUUGCCUCAUAGAUCCAAUAGCAGAUGACCUGGGAAUACCAAGAGAUCACGUAUUCGCUAACAAAUUAAUGUUUUAUUUUAAUGGUGAUUAUGCCAGCUUCGAUACCUCACAACCUACUUCUAAAAGUGGUGGUAAAGCAGAGGCUGUGUCGAUUAUUAAACGGUCCUAUCCGAGUGCAAAUAUUACAAUGAUCGGCGAUGGAGCGACUGAUUUGGAGGCUUCUCCCCCAGCAAAUAAUGUUAUUGGUUUUGGCGGAAACGUUCUGCGUGAUGAGGUCCAUAAACGGGCUCAGUAUUAUAUUAUGGAUUUCGCCGAGCUUAUGUGAUAACACGAUAUGUAUAUAUGUAUAGAACGUAUUAUAUAAUUGCAUUACUGGGAGCAAUUAGUCUAGUGUAAAGAUAUUGCAAAGUAUAAAUACUUAUGCUAAUAAUUAUCGAAUAUACAUAGAUACAUAUUGAUAUGAAGUUCCGAAGUGUAAUGGAAUCAUUCAUAAAACAAUAAAAUAGAUUUAUAAAGCGUUAUUAAGUGAAAUUUUUUGUAGUUUCUACUUUUUAAGCAUUAUUAAAUCUAUUUUAAUAUUGAUGAAUUUAUAUGUAAUAUUUUUAUAGGAGAAAGAAAUGAUUGCUAUUAAUUCGUAUAAUAGUAGAUUAUUUAUAAAAGUAUAAUUCCCUAAAAAACCAAAAACUAAUACUUGAUUUGUAAUGCCUGGAAAUCUGGUGGAUAAAGCAGUCAAACUAAUUAAAAAUAGCACUGAAAAGAGAAAUUAGCCAAAUGUAAAUAACUUUAAUGAUUGUACAAAUAGUUCAAUACGGCUUUUGUUAAAAAGUUAGCGUAAUACAAAAAUGAAUACAUCUACUAAAUGCAUGUGAUUAGAAAGUUU